AAUUGUCCCAAAACUCAUAAACCACAACAUUUUUCAAAGAAUUCAGCAGUAUUCAUCAAGACAGCUCCCAAGAAUUUCAGCAAACACAGGGUCCCUAUCAUAAUCCUUCUCUCCUCUUCUCUGGUUCAAUUUCUGUUUCCAAAUUGUGGGUUUUGAUACUUGGACUCCUACUUGCUCUGGCUGUGCAUAGACUUGUCUUGGGUUGAAUACAGUUAUGGUUGGAUUAAUGUGGACUGUGAAAGAUGAGGUAGUUGAAGAAGGGGUGCGCAGGGGUGUAUGCAAAGAGAAAUUGAAUUGGGUCCAAAUUAGGACUCUACUUCUUUUUAGUACAAGUGUAUGCAAAGAGAAAUUCUAGGACUGAUUAGGAAAUCUUACAAAAGCUUUCUAGGUUCAGUAGAAGUCAUGUAAAAGAGAAAUUCUAGGUCUAGGUCUGAUUAGUAUGGUAAUAACGUCAAUUUAUAAAACCGUGUCCCACUAAUUUCUUGAACCUCACACUUGUCGGUUUCAUGAGAGAAUUGGGACUCAUGAAAGAAUUAGGAUUCAAUCAUUAUAAAUAGAACCCUCACCCUCCAAACUCUUCUCAUCGUCAAAACAAAUAUACAUUCUGUUUUCUAUUACUCACUUGUUCAAGACACCAUGACCAUGAAGCUUUUGAUUGCUGUUCUGAUGUUCUUCUUGUUCUCUGCGGCUGCUGAUUCAUGUUCCGAUUUCAUGUUCCCCAACAACAAAGUCUUCACGUCUUGCACCAAUCUGUCCGCACUCAACUCCUUUCUCUACUGGAGUCACAACCCAUCAUCAACAACUCUCAACAUGGCGUACCGUCACAGUCAUGUCAGUCCCUCCACAUGGGUUGCAUGGGGCAUCAACCCCAAGCCAAACAAGAUGGUGGGUACUCAGGCGAUCAUUGCAUAUCAGAACACAGAUGGAAACAUGGCCGUCUACACCUCGUCUGUCGAUAGCUAUGCGACUCAACUGCAAGAGGGGAACUUAAGUUUCCCUGUUUCUGAUUUGUCUGCCUCGUUUUCUAAUGACGAGAUCAUUAUCUUUGCAACGAUACACCUUCCCAGCAACAGUUCUACUAUCAACCAUGUGUGGCAAGAUGGACCCAUAACUGGCAACCAUCUUGGCAUUCACGAUCUAUCUGGACAUCAUCUUCAAUCCAUGGGAACUCUCAAUCUUUUAUCUGGACAGGCCUUAACUUCUCACGGAUCGGAUUCGAAAACCAAACUCAAGAUUUCACAUGGUGUACUCAACACAAUUAGCUGGGGCAUUAUGAUGCCAAUUGGCCUUUUGGUGGCAAGAUAUUUGAAGGCGGUUGGACCGGCAGCGGACCCCUUAUGGUUCUACCUCCAUAUUGUUGUUCAACUCUCAGCCUAUAUAAUCGGCUUGGCAGGAGGUGCAACUGGGUUUCUUCUUCUCAGCAAAUCUUCUGGCAUUCAUCACCCUUGCCAUCUAGGCAUUGGGAUUAUACUUUUUUCCCUUGGACUACUUCAGGUCUCUGCUCUACUUCUGCGACCUAGAAAGGACCACAAGUAUAGGUAUCUCUGGAAUUUGUUCCACCAUAACACGGGAUACGCAGUCAUUCUCUUGAGCUUCUUCAACAUAUGGUUAGGAUUCAGCAUUUUGAAGCCCGCGAAAGAAUGGAUGAUCGCAUAUGGUGUUGUGUUCGGGGCAUUGAUAUUAUCUGCAUUCCUCCUUGAAGUGUGGAAGAAGUUUGCAAGAGAUAGAAGGACUGGUGGAGCACAUGAAGAAGUCAAUAAAUCUGCAAGUACAAGUCCCGUAAAUAGUGUGUAAAAUUUCUACAUAUAUGUAAUUGAGAAUUGACCAAGAGAAAAGACACCUAAGUAUUGAUACUACUUACACUAUACAAUUUUUAAAGCUGUUAAUGAUACCACAUUUUUUAAUGCUAUUAAGGUUGUCUAGGGCCUAUAUUUUAUUGUGAUCACUUUAGUUGUCAUGCCUUGAGAUUUUCUUCACAAAAAUAGGGAUUUUAAAUGGGAGUGUAUCCAUUGAAUGUGCUUUUUGCAGCCAAGAGACUGAAUCAGUGAGCCAUGUACUUCUGUUUUGCCCUUUUGUGUGGAAGGUUUGGACUGAAAUGCUAAAUUAGUGGGGUGUCCAAGGUGCUCUACCUGGAUCAGUUGAAAAUUUGCUUCUAUGGUGGGCAGGGGUGAAGCUGAAGAAGAACGAGAGGCUGAUAUGGAGUGCAAUUCCUUUGGCUGUAAUGUGGUCAAUUUGGAAGCAAAGGUAGCAAUUGAAUCUGUUAUGUCACCCCCAGCAAGUGCUCGAAACAAGGGAAUCCAAUCCAACGACCAUAGCAUACAAAUAUGAAAACUUUGAGAAAGCCUCACUUCAUGCGAUUCAAUUGCUUCCAACAGGCAAAGAAAUCCCUCCAUGUUUUGAAUGUUUUUGUGUUUGGGAUUCAAUUUACUAGACAUAAAUUUGUUGGAUUUGAUGGAAGACAUUCAAAAUAUGAAAACCAAUUUGAUGGAAUCAGAAUGCCCAAUUGCUUGUUCCUUUUCUACAGUAAACAAGGGAACUUAAAAGCUUUAAGCUCUCAUU
Camellia sinensis is the source of this 2559-nucleotide messenger RNA. Its product is annotated as cytochrome b561 and DOMON domain-containing protein At5g47530. The record is from RefSeq and is a predicted model, not a curated record. NCBI's taxonomy places the organism in Eukaryota, Viridiplantae, Streptophyta, Magnoliopsida, Ericales, Theaceae.